AGUGAAGCCGAGCCCUGCCUACGUCACUGUUUAGGGACAUGCCCACUGGCGUUAAACAAAUACAUUUCCGCAAGUUUGGUUACAAGCUGCAUCUGCCUUGCAUUCAAUUGGGGCUUAUUACCGGCUUACGACGUAAGUUACAAACGUUUAUAAAAUGUGUGAAGUCAAACCAAACAAUUCAGCUCCAACUGAAACUGACAGCGGAGCGGAAAAAGACUGGGCUGCUACCAAAGCGUUUUUUGACAACCUCAAAUCAAACAAACCGAGACCUCCCAAACCCCAGUAUGCUGUCACCAUCGCCGUCUCGUCUCGCACCCUCUUUGACAUGGUGGAAGAAAGGAAAAUCUAUGAGGACGAAGGACUAGAGAAGUACGCGGCUUAUCAGGUGGAGCAUGAAAACGAUCCUCUAAAGCCAGGAGUUGCUUUCCCCUUCGUCAAGGCGCUGAUGAAUGUCAACUCUCGUCUGAGGAAGCUGUACCCAGACAGCGAGGAGCUGUUUGACAUCGUCUUAAUGACUAACAACCAUGCCCAGGUUGGAGUUCGCCUCAUAAACAGCAUCAAUCACUACGAUUUGACUAUAGAGCGAUUCUGUAUGACCGGAGGGAAAAGUCCCAUAGGCUACCUGAAGGCCUACCUGACAAACCUUUACCUUUCCAAGGACUCAGAGAAAGUCACAGAGGCCAUUGAGGAAGGCAUCGCUGCAGCCACAAUGUUUAUGACACAAACGGCGACUUUGAGCGAAACUCAGCUGAGAGUGGCGUUUGAUGGCGACGCCGUCCUCUUCUCGGACGAGUCAGAGAUAAUCGUGAAGCAACACGGCCUGGACACUUUCUUUGAGCACGAGAAGGAGUUUGAGAACAAACCUCUCGCUCAGGGUCCGUUAAAGUGUUUCCUGGAGGCUCUGGGGAGGCUUCAGAGAAAGUUCUACGCCAAGAACGAGCGCAUGAACUGUCCCAUCCGAACCUACCUGGUGACAGCCCGCAGCGCUGCCAGCUCUGGGGCUCGCGUCCUGAAGACUCUCCGCAGCUGGGGCCUGGAGAUCGACGAGGCUCUCUUCCUGGCCGGGGCUCCUAAAGGGCCCCUGCUGCAGAAAAUACAACCGCACAUCUUCUUUGACGACCAGAUGUUCCACAUUCAGGGGGCCAAUGACCUGGGCACCAUCUCUGCACACGUCCCCUACGGAAUCGGACAGAAGUACCACAAGGGGAAACUCAUCGAGCAGCCUGAGAAAAAGGAGUAACCUAAAAAUGGUUGCAAAAUUACAUACGCACCACGUUGUCACCUGUGUAUAUUGAAAUUCAGGAAAACUAUCUGUUAAAAGAAUAACAGAAUUCUUGGAAAAUUUUGCAAAUUAAUUGGUAAUGGGUCUAUAAAAUGUCCUACUUUUUGGGAUAAUAUAAAAUAUUUUUCUUAUAAAAUAAGAUACUUUUCUUUAGGCUAGAGUAUUGAGUGGUGGAAUGUAUUUCACUUGAUAUGGUUUUCAUUAUCACUGUUUUCAUCAUUUAUCACAGUUUUCAUUUAACUGUUUUGAGAUUACUUUUCUUAUUUACGUUUGAGUUUGUCAUAAUCUUUACACUUCUAUAGGAUAAACAAUAAUUUUAUUUAUCUUGGUUUUGGCUUUUUGUCCUUGGUAUAUUCAGUGUUAACAAGGGGGGAGAAUGUAUCUGCUGUGGUUUUAUUUUUUUUAAUUUUUAUUUCCUUUUUCUACAUAGGCGCUUUCAUAGACUUAAAAUUCACCAGCCAAUUAAAACGGCCCAUUUCAACUCAAAAUUUGCAACGUUUUUGGGAUUAACGCGAACAUUAAACGGGACAUGUUGAUAUCAGCAAUUAGUUUUUUAAAGGGACAUUGAUAAGGGUCGAAUGCCUAUGGCUUACAGGGAACAGGGAUGCUGUUUUUCUUAGUUUUUGCUGUUGAUGUGCACAAACUGUAUACAAUUUUACAUUUUUCCUCCAACUUUUAUACUAAUGUACUGCAAGUUUACACUUCAAGUGUCUGGGUAUCAGACAGGCAGCACACUGUAACUACACUUUUCUAUCACAUUGUAUUCUUUUAUAUAGGACUGACUACAUAUACUGUAAUGUUUACAGAUUUCAUUUUAUGUAUUUCAUGUUGCAAAAAUAUGUAAUUGUUUUCAUAACUAAACACUGUCAAGGAGUUCUACAGUUACACUUGUCUCUAUAUUUUUUAUAUUAUGUGUGGUAAAGUUUCUCAGUACUGGGUCAUGCAAUGUUUUGCAUUCGUUGUACCUUAAGUACACAACAUGUUUGCACCAAUUCACUUUUCUAUAAUCUGAUUACUCUCUUGCUUUUAAGUGAGUGCAGCGGAGUAAAGGAAUGUGGAGGAAUCCCA
Etheostoma spectabile (orangethroat darter) is the source of this 2350-nucleotide messenger RNA. Its product is annotated as cytosolic 5'-nucleotidase 1A. The record is from RefSeq and is a predicted model, not a curated record. Gene Ontology annotation, cellular component: cytosol; cytoplasm. The transcript is spliced from 6 exons. The coding region runs from base 155 to 1240 and encodes 361 amino acids. Lineage: Eukaryota; Metazoa; Chordata; Actinopteri; Perciformes; Percidae. Gene Ontology annotation, molecular function: 5'-nucleotidase activity; magnesium ion binding; nucleotide binding. Gene Ontology annotation, biological process: nucleotide metabolic process; adenosine metabolic process.